UUCUUCGAGCUGUAUGCCCUGCGGAGGGCAGGCGCUGAAAUGUCAAGUGCGCCGACCCACACCCGCCUGAUUGGACUAGGUGAACCGCAAUCAGUCCUCAGACCUGUGCUGCUACUCAUCGUUUCUUCGACACACCGCCUGCACCCUCGACAAACACUAGAGGGCCUCGAAUGCCUCUGGAAGUGUACGUACUGCAGCGUUGCGCAGCGUAGGGCUCACCGAACGGUGAUGACACUUUUGACGUGUAGCAGAUUGCACGUUGCACUGCACCUGCACUGUCACCCAAGCUUUGAUCGAAUGUUUGACUUCAUGCGGAUCCUUUCAAAACUCCAGGUCAUUUCAUCUCUUCUUCUCCCAAGCAGCGCAAGCAUCUGUUGGUCACGCAACUUUUCUUUGGACUCUCCAUGGGUUGACUUCGCAGCUCUUUCCUCUUUGGUGGGGGUUGCAGCAGGUGCAGAAGUGAUUACAUUCAGACAUGAAGGAAAAAAAGAGCCUCAUGCGCAACGAACAAACGGAUCAAAGCGCACGCUUGAGCGCUAGGUGCAUUCUCUCACCUUGACUGGCGUCUUCGCCGUGGUCAGAACCCUAUCACAUCAGAAGUAUGAUGCGGUCACACAACAACGGUCAAGUCCACCAAGUGACGUCCUGAUCGAGACAGCACCCUCCUGACGACCCAGCUGUUUCUUGUCUAGUUUUGCAGCAUUUCGACAAGCAGACGGCGUCUCACACGGGAAAGAGCUUAGAUGAAGGUAUCCUCACGCUGGUGUUGA
Messenger RNA from Macroventuria anomochaeta, 770 nucleotides. RefSeq lists its product as uncharacterized. NCBI's taxonomy places the organism in Eukaryota, Fungi, Ascomycota, Dothideomycetes, Pleosporales, Didymellaceae. The record is from RefSeq and is a predicted model, not a curated record. Bases 40 to 540 code for a protein of 166 amino acids. The transcript has a single exon.